Molecule: messenger RNA, 2007 nt
Organism: Durusdinium trenchii
Lineage: Eukaryota; Dinophyceae; Suessiales; Symbiodiniaceae
Source: the annotation of a GenBank genome assembly
AUGGCGCCUGAACCUCCACGUCACAGGCAUCGGAGCAAGUCAGCUCCCAGGGCAGUCAGUCCAAAUCCCAAGGAAUUACGCAAGGCUGCUGCUGAGAGUAAGGUAAAAAAGAAGACCGGGAAGUUGCGGGAUGUGGACGUCUAUACAACACCACCCCCAAGGCCGAGCAGCAGGUCUUCUUCAAGUGCUUCGAAGGGCUCGACCAAGUGUAGGAUUUCUUUUGGUGAGAACUCCAUCCACCAGAUCGAAGCUGAGAACAAGGGGAAGGGAAAGUCUAAUAAGAAGGCAAUGGAUGAAUCGGAGGCUACUGCGAUUGCGGAGAAAGGUGCCAACAAGGACAAAAAGGAUGAUAAGGAAGCAGAGGGGUCUUCGAGCAGUGAGUCGUCUGAAGAUGAAGAAGUGCUGGAGGCUCGUCGGAUCUACUGGGCACAGUUUGAGACACCUGGUGUUUUUCUGAAAGCGCCUGGGAUUCCAAGGGGUUCCAUGAAGAGGCAACCCAAAAGAUUGUCACACAAAUCCGUUCGUCUCAUGCAAGAGUGGUGGAAAGCUUGCUGUCUCUCUCGGCACAAUGCCUCUGAGGAAGACAACUCAGAGAAGGAGGAUGAGGAGAAGGAGGAGGAGAAGAAGAAGGAGGAGAAGGAUGACGAUGAGAACAAUGAAGAAUCAGAAUCAUCGAGUGAAAGCGCAAAGUCCGAGAGUGAUGAAUCUGAUAGUGAGGAGGAGGAGGAGGGUGAAAGUGGGGAAGAUGAAGCGGGUGAGGAGGAUGCAAGCAGUGAAGAUCAAGAGGAAGAGGAGGAAGAGGAAGAUGAGGAUGACACACCGAGCAAGGGAAUCUUGAAGAAAACCUCUGCAAAAGAGACAAAGAAGAAAAGCGAUGGAACGGAAGAGAAGAAGAAUAAUAAGAAACAGGCAGAGAAGAAUGAAGAGGCAAAGAAGAAGCGAGAGGCAGAGGAGAAGAGUGUUGCCAAGAAGGCGGCUGCAGAGAAGAAGGAAGCAGUGAGUAAGAAGAAGGAGGCAAAUGAAGAGAAGAAGGCAGAGAAGAAGGAUGCAAAGAAUGGAGGAAAGAAGGAGGCAGAGAAGGCUGCAGCAAAGAAGGGGGCAGAGGGGAAGAAGAAAGAUGGAGAGAAGAGUGAUGGAAAAGCCUCUAAAGUGAAGGCCAAAGAGCGUGCAAAAGAGAAGGCGACAAAGGAGAAGAGUAAGAGUGGGAAGGAGAAGGCAGACAAGAAGGCAAGCGCAGAAGAAGAAAAUGAACACAAGAAGAAGAAACUAGCCGAUGAGUCAAGUUGUCGCAAGAAAAGGAAGACUGAAGAGGAGGAGACAGAAGAGUCAGAAGAGGAGAAGACUAGUGAUGGUGAAGGAAAGGCAUUGGAGGAAGCUGAGCUAGCUGGCUUGGCCAAUUCCACUUCACACCGCAAAGGGUGGCAACAGUUCUCACGCUGGAUGCGUAACAAGAAGCGGUGCCCGGCGAAGAUCAUUGAGACCCGGCACCAGAUGUUUCGCGACUUCAUCGACUGCAGGAAGGACUUUGCUAAGGUGGAGGCAAGGUUCGAGCAGCGGCUCGAAGAGGUUCAGAGAACCUCUGUGAAGUGGGGCUUCCGCAAUGAUCAAUGGUUGAUCAAACACCAUGGCGAGCGCAAAGCUGCUCGCAUUAUGGAACGAAAGAAGGCUCAUGGAUUGACAGUGGCGGACCCGGAGUUUCCCGGCGAGAACGAGCUGUUGUACUUUGUGAUGGUGGAAAUGAACAUAGAGGACGUGAAGGAACUUCGCCGCAUCACCCAGCUAGAGAUGGACUCCGAGGGGCUCAAAGCCUUCGUGGAAGCUGGGGGAUGCCUUGAUGGCAAGCAGCACUUGGCGCUUGGCAACAUGAUGGGUGCCGAGGGUAUGAACAAGCUGAUUGCUGAUACAGGUGGUGUUGCACAAGGCAAAAUCAAGAGGAAGAGAGGAGAGAAUAACAACGAAGAAGAUAAGAAAGAUGCUAAACCGGUGGGGUACCUAACACCUAUGUAG